Molecule: messenger RNA, 5664 nt
Organism: Candoia aspera
Lineage: Eukaryota; Metazoa; Chordata; Lepidosauria; Squamata; Candoiidae
Gene: SIK3
Product: SIK family kinase 3
Exons: 24
Coding region: 93-4427 (1444 amino acids)
Biological process (GO): intracellular signal transduction; protein phosphorylation
Cellular component (GO): cytoplasm
Molecular function (GO): ATP binding; protein serine/threonine kinase activity
Source: RefSeq, a predicted model, not a curated record
UGUGCGGAUGAGCUCACGCGGUGCCGCAGCUCCGGGAGGAGGCGGCGGCGGCGGCGCGGGGGGAGGGUCGUCGUUGGCUCCUUCAGGAUAAGAUGGCGGCGGCUGCGGUGUCCGGCGGCGCCGGGGGGCCCCCGCUCGCGGCCCCGGGCCCCCGCCUGGCCCCGCCGCCCACCGCGGGCCGCCCUCCGGGCCCCGCGCGCAUCGGCUACUACGAGAUCGAGCGCACCAUCGGCAAGGGCAACUUCGCCGUCGUCAAGCUGGCCACGCAUCUCGUCACCCGCGUCAAGGUUGCGAUAAAGAUCAUUGAUAAGACUCAGCUGGAUGAAGAGAACCUCAAGAAGAUUUUUCGAGAAGUUCAGAUUAUGAAGAUGCUCUGCCACCCUCAUAUCAUCAGAUUGUAUCAGGUUAUGGAGACAGAGCGAAUGAUUUAUCUGGUGACAGAGUAUGCUAGUGGAGGGGAAAUAUUUGAUCAUCUGGUGGCUCAUGGACGCAUGGCUGAAAAAGAAGCUCGGAAGAAGUUUAAGCAGAUAGUUGCAGCUGUACACUUCUGUCACUGUCACAACAUUGUCCACAGAGACCUGAAGGCUGAGAAUUUGCUUCUGGAUGCAAAUCUGAACAUCAAAAUAGCAGAUUUUGGGUUUAGUAAUAUCUUCACUCCUGGUCAGCUGCUGAAGACCUGGUGUGGAAGCCCUCCUUAUGCUGCCCCUGAGCUUUUUGAAGGGAAGGAGUAUGAUGGGCCGAAAGUGGACAUUUGGAGCCUUGGUGUGGUGCUCUACGUCCUGGUCUGCGGGGCCCUGCCUUUUGAUGGGAGCACGCUGCAGAAUCUGCGAGCACGGGUGCUGAGUGGCAAGUUCCGCAUUCCGUUCUUCAUGUCAACAGAGUGUGAACAUUUGAUCCGCCACAUGCUGGUGCUAGAGCCAAGCAAACGGCUCUCCAUGGAGCAAAUCUGCAAGCAUAAGUGGAUGAAGCUUGGGGAAACAGACCCUGAAUUCAGUACAUUAAUAGCAGAAUGUCAGCAACUGAAAGUCGAGAGGCAGAUGGAGCCACUGAACGAAGAGGUGCUGCUGGCCAUGGCUGAGAUGGGGCUGGAUAAGGAACGCACCCUCCAGUCACUGAGGACAGAUGCCUACGAUCACUACAGUGCAAUCUACAGCCUUCUCUGUGAUCGCCAGAAGAGGCAUAAAAACCUGCGUAUUUCUGCCCUGCCCAGCCUUCCGCGGACGAUGACCUUCCCAGCACCAGCCGGUGUCCAGACGGAACCUGCUGGCAACCCAGUGAGCCUCAGCGUCCCACAAGUGCAGCUCAUCAACCCAGAAAACCAGAUAGUCGAGACGGAUGGCACAAUGAACUUGGACAGUGACGAAGGAGAAGAGCCGUCUCCCGAAGCUCUGGUCCGUUACCUCUCCAUGCGAAGACACACCGUGGGCGUGGCUGAUCCUCGCACUGAAGUGAUGGAGGAUCUCCAGAAGCUGCUCCCAGGCUUCCCACGAAUCACCCCACAGGCCCCAUUCCUGCAGGUGGCCCCAAAUGUGAACAUGGCAGCUAACAUGUUUCCCAUGCAGCACCUCCAGCCAACUGGCCAGUUGGAGUACAAGGAGCAGUCAUUGCUGCAGCCACCAACGCUGCAGCUGCUGAACGGGAUGGGACCGCUUGGGCGCAGGGCCUCCGACGGUGGAGCCAACAUCCAGCUGCACACGCAGCAGCUCCUGAAGCGUCCUCGAGGCCCGUCUCCUCUUGUAACCAUGACACCAGUAAGCCCCGAUCUCCUUAUGGACAUCUCUACGUACGUGGAUCCCAGGAAGGGGCUCAGCGUCUGUGCUUGCUUGUGUCAGGUGACAGAGGCGCCCAGCCACGCAGUGCCCGCUGUAACCCCUGUGGAUGAGGAGAGCUCAGAUGGGGAGCCCGAUCAGGAAGCUGUGCAGAGAUACUUGGCUAAUAGGUCAAAAAGGCACACCCUGGCUAUGACCAACCCCACUGCGGAAAUCCCGCCCGACUUGCAGAGGCAGCUGGGACAGCAGCCCUUCCGCUCCCGGGCCUCACAUCUGGCACCUGACCAGCACCGCUACGGCUACAAGGACUCGAACACGCUGCACCUCCCUACCGAGCGCUUCUCUCCAGUGCGCCGUUUCUCUGACGGAGCAGCCAGCAUCCAGGCCUUCAAGGCCCAGCUGGAGAAGAUGGGCAACCACAGCAGUAUCAAGCAGCUUCAGCAGGAAUGUGAGCAGCUCCAGAAGAUGUAUGGUGGGCACAUGGAUGAGAGGACUCUGGAGAAGACACAGCAGCAGCACAUCUUGUACCAGCAGGAGCAGCAUCACCAGAUCCUUCAGCAGCAGAUCCAGGACUGCAUCCGUCCUCCACAGCCAUCUCCGCCCUUGCAAGCCACAAGUGAAAACCAGCCUGCGCUGCUCACUCACCAGCUCCAGAGAUUACAGAUCCAGCCCUCCAGCCCACCCCCAAGCCACCCCAGCAACCAUCUCUUCAGGCAGACGGACAGCAGCCCCCCGCCCGUCAGCAGCAGCGUGCUCCAGACCCACAGUGCAGCCUCCCAGACGCAGUUCCAAGGGGGGACACCGUCGCCACCGCCUCCACACAGCACCAUCUUCCAGCAGCCCGGGAACCGCUCCCCGCCCCCUACCCUGGCCUUGCCCUGCGUGGGCCUGCAGCAGCAGGGGCAGCCCGUCCCGCUCCCGAUGCAGGAGCCAGGAGACCUGGUGGGCAGCAGUCUUCAGCAGGCUGGGCGGGGCUUGCCCAUUCCCCCCAGUACCAGUCCGUUGCAGAUGCACCAUCGUGCCAGUUUGAUGGCUUCCCUAGCCUACGGACACAGGCCCCUUUCAAAGCAACUCAGCGCAGACAGCGCCGAGCCCCACAGGUAUCCGGCCACCGGUGGCUACAGCCAGGCGCACCUGCACCCCCAGCUGUUCCCUGAGCCAUCCCGCGUCUCCCCGAGUGGCUUCAGCCCCGCCACGCCCAUGGGCUUCCCUCCGGCCCAGGCCCUGAAGGUCCCGCCGCUGGAGCAGUUCCCUGGCUUUCCCCAGAGCGGCCCGCAGCAGCCACAGCAGCACUACGCCGCCUCGGCCCUGCAUCAGGCCCUGCUGUCCCCGACCCCACCAGACUAUAGCCGGCGCCAGCAGGUGCCCCCCAUCCUGCAGGGCCUGCUGUCGCCCCGCCACUCACUCACGGGCCACCCUGACCUGCGGCUGCCCCAGGCGGAGGUGGCACAGCUGAUCAAGCGGCGGCAGCAGCAGCAGCAGGAGUUCCAGGAGCUGUUCCGGCAGAUGAGCCACGGGGAGGUGGGACACGCAGCCGCCGGCAUGGCCCCGAAACUCUCCGACCGACCACCGCUGUCGUUGCCUUACCCGAACACCGACCCAUACCGCCCCCACCCCGGCCCCCAGCACCUCUUGAAAGUGAGGGGGCAGGAGUGUGCCUCGCAGGUCCUGGUCCCAGUCCCGGGCCGUGGAUACGCCCUGCCCCCGGCCCUGCUCCACUCGGAACGCAUGGAGGAGGACGCGGACUGCCUGUGUGAGGGCGCCAGGGACGCUUUCUCCAGCAGCAAGACCAAAGGCUGCCCCGAGACGCGGCUCCUCUUGAGCGUAGGAGGGCCUGGGGACUCGGACUCUUUGUUUGGGCCAGCCAAAUGUGAGCCGGAGCUGGGAGCGCACCUGUACCAGCCCCGGACCAUUUCCCCCUUUGGUCGGAGCGAGGCGCCCUGCCAAGAUCCCAUGGUCCCUGCUAGCCUGGAAAGGAACUCACCCAGGCACGUGGAGAUGGCGGAUGCGGACGGACUUGUGGCGUACCCAGCGAGAAUGAUUUCUGGUGCGCAUCCCAGAUCCCGGCCCCUGCAGAGACACCACACCAUCCAGAACAGCGACGAUGCCUACGUGCAGCUGGACCCUCUGCUGGGCAUGAGCCUCAUGGCAGGGAAAGCACUUAGUUCUGCCCGCAUGGCUGAUGCUGUUCUCAGCCAGACCUCCCUCGUGGGCAGCCAGCCGCUCCCUGAUGGGGAGAGAAGGGGGUUGUGUACAGCUUGGAGCGGAAAGGUCCAUUUCAACCCGACAGUAUCUUGCAGCCUUGCGCCAAACACCCAUCGCGUUUCUCUGGGAAGGAAGGCAGUGGCGACUCUUCCCGCUCUUCCUCCUCCUCCUCCUCAUUGGCCCAAGAGCGUGCUUGUUCCUUCCGGAUGUUCGUUGCCGCCACGUUUGCCUGCGACGCCAGCUACUCCAGUCUGCCCCUCCCAGGGGCCGGGGGUGGAUCAACAAGGGCGGGCGGCGGCAGGAGCCCCCCUUGCCCCCGGCCCAGCGGCCGAAGGAAGGGAGAGACACUGGGCCAGCAAUAAGCAGAUGCUUGGAAAGGGCGUUUCCAGGGCCUGCCCUGUGCGGAGACCAGACCGAGGGGGCGCUCACCAAGGGGUGGGGGAGCCUUCUUGACGCCUGCCGGCCGGCCUUCUACUACUCACCCCCUGCCCCCAGGCUCAGGCUCCCCCACUCCCCUCCUGGCCGUGGUGCAAUAUUGCUUUUGCGUCUCUCUCGUUUACUGACUUUUCUGUUUUUGAAUUUUGUCACUGUGCUUAAACACACUUCCUUUCUCUUUUUGUACAUCUUUUUCAUUCAUAUCAUGUGCUACCUUUUCUUUUUUAGUUUAACUCUGAGAAAGCUUGGUUCUGUUUUUUAACUUGUUUCCCUCCAGAUCAUGUAGGAAUUUGUUUCAGUAAAUUUUUGGUAUUAUUAUUAUUAAUAUUAUUAUUAUUAUUAUUAAUAAUAAAUUAAUUCAGAAUGCUUUUCUGCCCCUGGCCGUGCUGCUCCCCCCGCCUCUGGUGUUGGCUUUUCUCCAGGCCCUGGCAUCUUGGCUGCGGCCUUUCCUGCCCUCCUCCUCCUGAGGAAACCUUGUUUUCAGUGACUGAUCUAAGAAUUGGGUGAAGCCUUUGCUUGGAGAGUGUCCUGUAUCAUCUUCCUGCCUUUGGGGACUUUUGGAAAACCACCACCCAGAAUUCCUGUUCCUGACUCUUGGGGAAGAAUUUUUUCAAAGGGGUAGCACGACUGCAGCUUUCCUGGAUUUGCACAGAAGCAGCAGAAGACCAGCAGAGGCGAGGUUCUUCGGCUGAGCCUCCCUCCCCUCCGUGAGCAUCUGGAUAAGUCCAGACAAGGUCUCCUUGUCCAGGCUGGAUUGGAACUGGAGCCCCCAUGGCUGGGGGAGCAGGCCGCUGGAGGGAUAGGGAGGGGAUCCGGAGGUGGCCCACCCACCCAUCCCUCCCGCACCCAAGUCCCCCUUCAGCCUGGCUUCAGACUCUUGCUCGUUCGUCCUUCUGUUUACAUGACCUGGGAGGGGACAGCAGCUGCGCCCCAGCCCUAUGCCAAUAGGCUGGACAGGGCACCCCUCGCUGGGCUGUUUUGCAGUAUCAUUUUUUAAUUUUUUUUUUUUAAUUGUUGCUUUGUAUUGUAGUAAUCAGUACUUACAGUAUAUGUUGAAUGUAUAACAUACUUUGCUAUUAUUUCUGUUUUGGGGAAACGUCCAGAGUAUUUUUCUCAUUUACGUUGGACUAAAACAAGAGCCUCCAUACACACAACUCCCCCAGGUUUUCAGUAAAUCCUUACUUCAGUUUUGGGUGGGUGGGUUGUUUGCAACUAGUCACUUAGUUGUUCCAAUAAACCCUUGAUUCUGACUGGC